Entrophospora sp. SA101 is the source of this 333-nucleotide messenger RNA. The record is from the annotation of a GenBank genome assembly. NCBI's taxonomy places the organism in Eukaryota, Fungi, Glomeromycota, Glomeromycetes, Entrophosporales, Entrophosporaceae.
AUGGCAAUUUAUGAAAAAAUUGUUAAUCCUGCUUUACCUUUUAAAGAUUUUUUUGUUGACUUUUGGGAUAAAGUUAUUUUUGAUUCUCCUCACCCUAGUGGUGGUCCUAGUGGCGAUAGACCCUCAAAAAAUUAUUCAGAGCAUUAUGAAGGAGACGAAAAGGUAAAAGAAGCUAUUAAGAAGUUUGACAGAGAAAAAAUAGAGAUAAAAACUAGUGAGGAAUUACUUUUGGCUGCCAAAGAAAAUUAUGUAGAUAAGAUUUAUAUAAUAAGUUCCUAUAAUGAGGGGAAACCUGGCAUGAUAGCAGGUGCGGCAAAGCAAAAGAAACAAUGA